CUCUUAUAUCAAUGUAAACUAACUACCAAUGCCAUAUUGAUAAAAUUUCUAAUUCGGUUCUAACUAUUUCAGCUGGUAGAAUUGUGUGUGAGCUGAGAAGCGAUGUUGUACCGAAAACUGCUGAAAACUUCCGAGCACUAUGCACAGGAGAGAGGGGUAUUGGGGUCAACGGGAAACCUCUGCACUAUAAAGGAUGCAAGUUCCAUAAAGCUAUAGCCCAAUUUAUGGUCCAAACUGGUGACAUUGUCAAUAAUGAUGGGACAGGUGGUGAGAGCAUUUAUGGACCCACAUUCGAGGAUGAAAACUUCAUAUUAAAACACGAAGUGGGUUCCCUAAGCAUGGCCAACGCGGGGCGGCCGCACACCAACGGCUCGCAGUUCUGCGUGACCACCGUGCCGUGCGCGCACCUCGACGGCAGCAACGUGGUGUUCGCGCGCGUCGCGUCCGGCCUCGCGCUGCUGGAGGAGGUGCAGGCGCUGAGCGGGGACGACUGUCGACCGGCCAAGGAGUGUACAAUCCAGUCGUGCGGCGAACUGGACCACCUCCCUGCUGACGGGGUGCGCUGCGACGACGGCACCUGCGACCGCCUGCCCGAGUACCCCGCCGACUACCAUCGACAGGACACCCCCAUAGAACUCCUAUCAAGCAUCACAGAUACUAAAACAAGUGGCAACGGCUACUUCGAAAGCGGCAGAUAUCAGAUGGCCAUUAGGAAAUACAACAAAUGCAUCAGAUAUUUAGACCGAGUCAAGGAAAUGUUGGACCAGUUGGAUAGCAGCCCGGAAAUUGAAAGUGGUCAAAACGUGACCCUGACAUAUCGAUUGCAAUGUCACCUCAAUCUCGCCGCCUGUCACUUGAAGCUACUAGAGUAUGCAGACUGCAUCAAACAAUGUAACGAGGUCCUCUUCCACGACCCUCGGAACGGCAAAGCGUUAUACCGUCGAGCGCAAGCGAACUUCACCCUAGCCAACUACGAGUCGGCAAUCGAAGACUUACGGAAAGCGGUAGAAAUUUCCCCCCACAACAAAGCCGUCCAGAAGCUUCUAGAAGAAGUCACGUUGACUAACAAGCACUACACGGGGGUUCAAAAGCAGAGAUUGUCCAAGUUUUUUCGGGAACAACGUCAAGAGACGGUCGUCGGAAACCCAACUCACUGAUUUGAGGUUGAGAGUACUUAUUUACGCGACCGCGGUCGAGUGAAGUGCGUGGGACUUGUGACAACGAUUGUGUGACAUUUUGUCACUAUAGUUGGUGACAUUUUGUCACGAUAGUUAGUGACAUUAUGUCACAGUCGGAUUUUGUUGAUAUUGAUAUUAAGCUAAUGGUACGAUUUUUGUGUAAGGACUAUACAGUGAUUUUAAUAGGGCAAGUUGUGAUAAGGCAUACCAUUGCUAUUUGCGCUCCGGGACUUCUAUAUUUUGUCUUCAAAAUUAAUGGGGUAACUUGAAACUUACGAAUGUCAAAGUGCUACUCCUGUAAGCCGCAAAUUCGUAGUAGCCCCCCUAACACCAUGUAUGAGUAAAUUCUUAGCCAAGUAUACGAAAAUGGUUCACGGGACCAUUUCAGACUGUGUCUCGUCUAUUGUGCGAUGAAUCGAUUGAAUUAGCAAUGAGAAUUGAUUGUGUCAUUUUAUGUU
Messenger RNA from Plutella xylostella (diamondback moth), 1636 nucleotides. Its product is annotated as Cyclophilin 40. The record is from RefSeq and is a predicted model, not a curated record. Gene Ontology annotation, molecular function: protein binding. NCBI's taxonomy places the organism in Eukaryota, Metazoa, Arthropoda, Insecta, Lepidoptera, Plutellidae.